Fusarium fujikuroi IMI 58289 is the source of this 2085-nucleotide messenger RNA. RefSeq lists its product as uncharacterized. The coding region runs from base 1 to 2085 and encodes 694 amino acids. The record is from RefSeq and is a predicted model, not a curated record. NCBI's taxonomy places the organism in Eukaryota, Fungi, Ascomycota, Sordariomycetes, Hypocreales, Nectriaceae. The transcript has 4 exons.
AUGGAGAGUUCACCAGAAUCAGUCCGUCCGGUGAAGCGCGUCAAAUACGCGCGACAAGACGAUACGAUCCCACUGAGCAUAGCCACAUCCAGCAUCAGGGCCUCCGACAGCGUCGACGGAUCCCUGGUUACUGAUGUCCCUUUAUUCGAAAAUACAUGGCCUACGACAACGGGAGUAUCGUCUCCCUCAGAGGUCCUAUUCGACCUCCCUGAGGACCUUGGCAAUUCGUGGGCCCCAGCUUUUACAGAGAGGUGUAAACCUGGGCAGAAAGGAGAUGAGAGAGAACAUGCUGCACCCACCCACCCCGCUCUUACUCCCACCCUCACCCCGUUGCACAAUCCGAUCGAGAAUCCAUCUUUCAUCCAUCAUGUUCCCGACUUUGUUCCAAUUCCUGCCGAGAAGAUCAAAACUACCCGUCGACCCGAUCAUGCCAUGGUAGACUAUCAAGUCCGUGAGCUGACGUUCCAUGCAGCACCCCAGCCUGCGUUGAAUCUUCAGGUAGCCACAGCACCUCAACCUGAACCUGAACCUCAACCUCAACCACCUCGCUCUCAGGCACAGCGACUGCCUCGCCUCUUGCCUGCGGUGCACGAUGCUCUUCCAGAGCGGGCUGUCGAAUCGCAAGACUCGAAGAAAAGAGGCCUGGUACCAGUAGAAGGGCUCGUUGUAAGUCCGUUCACCGCGAAUGAGGACCGGCUGAUUGUGUCUGCCUAUCCUCGCUAUGCUCGCCCUGAGAAUGGACAGGUGAAUGGGUAUGUUAAAUUCAACUGGCCUUCGCGAGCUCCAUCGAGACGGCCGUCUGGCCCUGUACCACUCCCGUCAGAGGAUGACGUUGAGGACAUAACGCCCAACGUAACGCGAUCACACAGUGCCGGUCGUCCUCCAACCAUAAUAACUCUGGUUAACCCUGGGCCUGCCGUGUCUUCCGCGCCAAAUGGGACUGUUUCGCCCAUGGACCUAGAGGGAGGAUGGGGAAAUACUUCAUCGCCAGUAUUGAUGGCAGGUUCUCCGGUUUCCCUUCAAGACACUUCACAAAUCCUGAUAGCUGGUGACCCAAAAAUGCUGCCUCCUCAGUUCGGAUUCCAAGCAAAGAUGGAUCAUAUUGACAGACGAUUGUUUGAGUUCUAUAUCAAGAACUGGUGUCCGGGAAGGAGUGUGCUCAGCAACACAAACCUAUGGUUGAAGGAUCUGGCGCCGAUGCAUAAGAACGAAGGUAUUCUCCACGCUAUUCAGAGUCUUGCCGGGGUGUAUAUCUAUGAUUAUAUUCCGGAUGAGCGCAUCCGCCAGCGGAUCAAUCAGCGAUAUAUCACGGCAGAUCAAUAUUUCAGCACACUCCUCAAUGCGCCUGAAAGCAGGGAAAAUGGUAAAGGGCAGGAGGUCAUCACCAUGGCCGUGCUUCUUUCAAUGCAAGAUAUUGUCCUAACGGAACGACGACUCAAAAAGCCAUACAAUCCGCGAUGGCUGGAAGGAUUCAGGCAAGGCGAAUACUUCCUGCAGGCAACUGACCCUGGCGCUCGCUACUGGAAAAACAACAACGUCCAGUACAACGAACUUCGCAUCUCUCAAUCAAUCAUUGUUGGCCGGGCAGUGAUUCUCGCUCAACCUAUGAUGGCCCUUCCGUCACCGCAGACUUUUAACCCCGAGGCUGAAGCAGGCAGGUUCAGCUGGCUGCUCUAUGGAACAGAGAAGGAUAUGUUUGAAAUCCAUGGAGGUUGUGGCUUUUCAAAGAAAUUGUUGCAUCUUAUGAGCCAGGUAACGUAUUGUGCAGGUCGAUUGCAGCAAGAGCCUGAAUCCACCAUCGUUCCAAUCACGGCAAAAUUCCUCCUGCGCGAACUAUCAGAAAUGCGACAAUGGAGCCGUGAGGGCAAAGACUGGGAGCUGGCUCGAAAGUACCCACCAACGAUAGACUGGGUGCGCGACAAAGCAGACGAAGUGAUAAUCGAUUCCAACCAAAUCAUGACCGAGGUUACAGCUGAGGCAUGGAGGAUCGCCGCAAUUAUUUAUUAUCAAUGUCGUCUUCUGAGGUACGAACAUGCGAUGAAGGAGAAGAAAAGGUCCGAGGAGGGAGAGAAGUGGACAAGCUGA